This is a messenger RNA of Fusarium vanettenii 77-13-4, 840 nucleotides long. RefSeq lists its product as uncharacterized. Lineage: Eukaryota; Fungi; Ascomycota; Sordariomycetes; Hypocreales; Nectriaceae. The record is from RefSeq and is a predicted model, not a curated record. Gene Ontology annotation, molecular function: oxidoreductase activity, acting on the CH-OH group of donors, NAD or NADP as acceptor. Bases 1 to 840 code for a protein of 279 amino acids. The transcript is spliced from 3 exons.
AUGGCCUCCUUUCCCCCAGACGACGAGUUUCCUCCGGUUCCCAAUACUUGCCAUGGAGAAACCAUAUCAACACCUUUGCUUUUCAACCUCACAGGAAAGACAGCCCUUAUUACGGGCGGUAAUGGCGGGAUUGGGAGUGGAAUGGCCCGAGGUCUGGCCGAAGCUGGAGCCGACAUAAUUAUAAUCCAAAUCCCGAGUGAGAUCUCGUCAGUUGCCAAACAGCUCAGCGCAGACACAGGGCGACGGGUGGAUGUGUAUGAAUGCGAUCUAGCCAAGUCGGAUGCGAUCCGCAAGACACUUGACGACAUUUUGAACCGCGACCAGCGCUCGGUUGACAUUCUAUGCAAUGUUGCAGGGAUCAGUGGUGGCUUCGUACCAGUGCUCACAGAGACUGACGCUCAUCGCGAAUUGGUUUUUCAAAUUCAUUAUCACGCUGCAUACGUACUGUCACAGCUGGUUGGACGACACAUGGCGGAACGUGGGCAAGGGGGCAAGAUCAUCAACGUUUCUUCGAUUGCAGCCGAGAGGGCCAUGACGAGAUUCUCAGUAUAUGGCCCUGUCAAGGCGGCAGUAGGACAACUAACGAACUCGCUAGCAAAUGAGCUAGCAAUCUACAACAUCCAAGUCAAUGUGCUCUGUCCUGGUUGGAUACACACUCCCAUGUCUGACCGCAGCUUUGGAGACGAGGAAGCAAGCACUAGGAUACUCAAGACAAUACCUGCCGGAAGAUGGGGAAAGCCCAGCGAUUUCAAGGGGGUUACAGUGUUUCUAGCCAGUGCUGCGAGCGACUACGUGACGGGUGCUAGAAUCCACGUGAGUGGUGGGACUCAUGGAAUGUAA